Homalodisca vitripennis (glassy-winged sharpshooter) is the source of this 976-nucleotide messenger RNA. Its product is annotated as chromosome alignment-maintaining phosphoprotein 1-like. NCBI's taxonomy places the organism in Eukaryota, Metazoa, Arthropoda, Insecta, Hemiptera, Cicadellidae. The record is from RefSeq and is a predicted model, not a curated record. The transcript has 2 exons. The coding region runs from base 139 to 846 and encodes 235 amino acids.
UAUACGAUAAUCAAUUGAACGCCUGUGCUAGUGAUAAUGAGCAGAACGAAUGGCAAUAAAAUGUGAUAUAUAAAAAGAUCGAAGUAAAAUUUGCAUUCGCAGUUUACUUCAGGGAGACAACUUUACAGGAUUGAAAUAAUGUGGAACUGGCUCUUCCUCACGCUGUGCUUCACUGCGACAUUCAUGUCGGAGGCUGAUUCACAGUUUGAGCAGCCCUGGAGUCAUCGUCUACCAAUACCUGGAGGGCCCGGAAGGAUGCAUCCUCCUGCAUAUCUAAGACCUGGGAUUUGGCCUUAUGAACGACUCCCAAAACCAGAAACACCUGGGUGUGGCUGUCCUCCUAUAAAUCCAAAACCACGAAAUCCUGGUUGGGGCUAUCCUACUUUAAAUCCAAGACCAGGAAACCCUGGUUGGGACUAUCCUUCUUUAAAUCCAAGACCAGAAAACCCUGGUUGGGGCUAUCCUUCUUUAAAUCCAAGACCAGGAAACCCUGGUUGGAGCUAUCCUUCUUUAAAUCCAAGACCAGGAAAACCCUGGUUUGGACUAUCCUUCUUUAAAUCCAAGACCAGGAAACCCUGGUUGGGGCUAUCCUUCUUUAAAUCCAAGACCAGGAAACCCUGGUUGGAGCUAUCCUUCUUUAAAUCCAAGACCAGAAAACCCUGGUUGGAGCUAUCCUACUUUAAAUCCAAGACCAGGAAACCUGGUUGGGGCUAUCCUCCUUUAAAUCCAAGACCGCAACGACCCCGAGGAAUUUGGCAACCGUAUGCAGCUGGAAGAACAAAUAGAUUUUUGACUUCUGAAUAUCCUGCAGCUGUAUCCGAUAUGGCUUGGGGUAAUUUCUUGUAACAUUUUUAUGAGGGGUAAAUACGUCUAAACGGCUUUCCUCUAGAGAUGGAUCAGUGUAGAUUUUACAUUUUGAUGGGUUUACCGUUGUAUGUAGUUUAAUAGAAUACAUUUAUGUUCCACAAAAUGCUAA